Messenger RNA from Beta vulgaris subsp. vulgaris (sugar beet), 642 nucleotides. RefSeq names its product pathogenesis-related protein PR-4. Gene Ontology annotation, molecular function: RNA nuclease activity. The coding region runs from base 60 to 488 and encodes 142 amino acids. NCBI's taxonomy places the organism in Eukaryota, Viridiplantae, Streptophyta, Magnoliopsida, Caryophyllales, Amaranthaceae. The record is from RefSeq and is a predicted model, not a curated record. Gene Ontology annotation, biological process: defense response to fungus; defense response to bacterium. The transcript is spliced from 2 exons.
CUAGCAAAAUAAUCAAACAAAUUAAACCUUUAUAAAUAGUUGGAUCAUACUUGAGAAAUAUGGAGAGUAAAAGUGUUUUGGUUAUGGUUGUAGUGUGCCUUGCACUAGUAAUUGGCACUACAGCACAGAGUGCAAAUAAUGUGAGAGCAACAUUCAAUAACUACAACCCACAAAAUAUUGGGUAUAAUUAUUAUACUGCGAGUGUAUAUUGUGCUACAUGGGAUGGGGACAAACCUUUGUCUUUUCGCAGCCAGUAUGGUUGGACUGCCUUUUGUGGCCCUGCUGGUCCUACUGGCCAAGCUUCUUGUGGCAGGUGUCUCAGGGUAACGAACAUGGCAACGGGAGCUCAAGUAACAGUGAGAAUAGUUGAUCAGUGCAGUAACGGAGGGUUAGAUCUUGAUGUUAAUGUAUUUAACCAAAUAGACACCAAUGGUCAAGGCGUUGCUCAAGGUCACCUUCAAGUCAAUUACCAAUUUGUCAACUGCUGAACCACCCUCAGCCGGCCUACAAGGCUAAUAACAUAUUGCAGAUGAUCAUAUGCUUCUUUUCUUUUACGCGGUUCUCGCUAAAUAACUCUUGGUUGUUUAGAGCUUACUUUGUGAGCUUGCUAUAUAUGAAUAAAGAUCAUCAAUUGGCCUAUCA